Trichoderma virens Gv29-8 is the source of this 1544-nucleotide messenger RNA. RefSeq names its product glycoside hydrolase family 18 protein. The transcript is spliced from 2 exons. Lineage: Eukaryota; Fungi; Ascomycota; Sordariomycetes; Hypocreales; Hypocreaceae. The record is from RefSeq and is a predicted model, not a curated record. Gene Ontology annotation, biological process: carbohydrate metabolic process. The coding region runs from base 87 to 1292 and encodes 401 amino acids. Gene Ontology annotation, molecular function: chitinase activity; cellulose binding. Gene Ontology annotation, cellular component: extracellular region.
AACAGGCCUAGUGCCCUAUUCAUUCCUUUACAUACUGGUAACUAUUAUUCAUUGUAUAUAUUAUACCUCACAUUUAAACGAUCAAGAUGCUUUCUAGCUCUCUCCUUGUUAGCCUUGGUCUUGCGACCUUGGCCGCUGCCGCUCCCUCACGCACCGUCAAGGCUCGUCAAGCCUCCAGUGGCCAGAACGCUGUUUACUGGGGAGGUACCAACAACGAAAACGACAAUCUGUCCACUUACUGCACAUCCAGCUCAGGGAUUGACAUUGUCAUCCUUUCUUUCUUGGACAUCUAUGGCCCAACUGGCAACUUCCCGGCUGGUAACAUUGGCAACUCAUGCUAUGUUGGCACAAAUGGAGUCCCCCAGCAAUGUGACGGCCUAGCCUCUUCCAUCGCGACUUGUCAGGCUGCUGGAAUCAAGGUUAUCCUGUCUCUCGGUGGUGCGGCUAGUUCAUACUCUUUAGCAUCCCAGUCACAGGCUGUAGCCAUCGGUCAAUACCUGUGGAGCGCGUAUGGCAACUCUGGAAACACCACUGUCCAGCGCCCCUUUGGCAACGUGUUUGUCAACGGCUUUGACUUUGACAUUGAGUUGAACGCUGGCAGCCAGUAUUACCAAUACAUGAUCUCAACACUGCGCUCCAGCUUUGCCAGCGACCCCAAGAAUACCUACUACAUCACGGGAGCUCCCCAGUGCCCUAUUCCCGAGCCCAACAUGGGAGAGAUUAUCAGCAGCUCGCAGUUCGACUAUCUCUGGGUCCAGUUCUAUAACAACAACCCGACCUGCUCCCUUGGCCUGCCCGGCGAUGCCCCUUUCAACUUCAACGAUUGGGUGACAUUUAUUUCUACCACGCCCUCCAAGAACGCAAAGCUUUUCAUCGGUGCUCCCGCUUCUACUUUGGGUGCUAACGGCAACGCUGGUGGCGCGAAGUACUAUGCGACGCCCGACCAGCUGGCUUCCAUCGUCGACAGCACAAAGUCCAAUCCCGCCUUCGGAGGUAUUAUGCUUUGGGACGCCGGAUAUUCCGAUUCCAAUGUCAACAACGGAUGCACUUACGCUCAGGAGGCCAAGAGCAUUCUUCUUACAGGCUCCCCAUGCGGAGGAUCUGGCUCCCCUCCGCCUCCUCCAAGCAGCACCUCUAAAGCUCCUCCUCCCGCCACCUCUACUGCGUCCUCAGGAGGUGGCACAGUUCCCCAGUGGGGCCAGUGUGGUGGCGAAGGAUACACGGGUCCGACCCAGUGCGUUGCCCCUUACAAGUGCGUCGCACAAGGUGAAUGGUGGUCUUCUUGCCAGUAAUUUCAGACAAGAUUUGGGAAUGAGGUGGGAUUGAAAGGAACACUCAGCACAUGUGGGGUUUUUGCAUUUCAUGGGAGGAUGUUAUUGAGAUCAACAGAGACGUGACGCUGAGAAGUGGGCUGUGCAAUCCAUUUACAUGAGCAGAGCAUGAAAGAGUUGGGAUUGACCGCUGAAAACGCGAAAAUAACGAAACAAUUUGUAUAUAUGUAUAUAGUCAUGAUAACUCCAAAUCCCAGCAUUGCUGGUUGUUUC